AUGGAACCAGAAGCUACUGUCAACAGGACUAACGUUGUGACUGACAUACAUCUCUGUUAUGAGACAGAUAACUACAGUUAUGUAGUGACCACAAGUCCUUCCAUCGUAUGUAUAUUAUUAUAUGUUUUUCUUGUAUUGUUGUGUGUUUUUACGAUAUGUGGAAACCUCCUUGUUACAAUCUCCAUCAUUUACUUCAAACAGCUUCACACUCCUACUAACUCUCUCAUCCUCUCUCUAGCUGUGACUGACCUGCUCGUUGGGAUUAUAGUCUUUCCUUUCAGCAUGGUGUUCUCUCUCAGCUCAUGUCUGCAUUAUGAGGGGUUAUUUUGCAAAGUACGGAGUGGCUUUGAUAUAUCACUAGGCACGUGUUCUAUUCUGAAUCUAUGUUGUAUUUCUGUUGACAGAUAUUAUGCAGUGUGUCAGCCUCUGACAUAUCAAACUAAAAUCACUCAUCAUGUUGUUGUGAUCAUGAUUGUGAUGAGCUGGGGCCUUUCUGCUUUAAUUGGAACUGGGAUCAUAAUUUCUAUCUUAAACAGUGAAAACCGUGAAGAAAGGUAUUUUAUUAAUGUUCUUAUGGCAAACACUGUUGGACCCACCAUAUUUUCAUUUUACCUGCCAGUGAUCAUAUUGCUUUGUAUCUAUCUGAAGAUUUUCCUUGUUGCACAGAGACAGGCACGCAGCAUCCAGAACACGACAAAGUCUGGAGCAACUGUCAGUAAGAUGGAGAGGAAGGCCACCAAAACACUGGCUAUCGUUAUGGGAGUUUUUCUUUUAUGCUGGAGUCCUUUCUUUUUUUUCAUCACCUUUCUCCCCUUUACUAGUAAUCCAGUACCAGUUCCUGUGAUUGAAACACUAAACUGGCUUACACUGUCAAAUUCAAUGUUAAAUCCCUUUAUUUAUGCCUUCUUCUACAGCUGGUUCAGAUCAGCGUUCAGAAUGAUAAUUUCUGGAAAAAUAUUUCAAAGUGAUUUGGCUAAUGCAAACUUGCACAGACCUACAGUUUGUGAAUGA
Messenger RNA from Mugil cephalus (flathead mullet), 1011 nucleotides. Its product is annotated as trace amine-associated receptor 1-like. Bases 1 to 1011 code for a protein of 336 amino acids. Gene Ontology annotation, molecular function: trace-amine receptor activity. The record is from RefSeq and is a predicted model, not a curated record. NCBI's taxonomy places the organism in Eukaryota, Metazoa, Chordata, Actinopteri, Mugiliformes, Mugilidae. Gene Ontology annotation, biological process: G protein-coupled receptor signaling pathway. The transcript has a single exon. Gene Ontology annotation, cellular component: membrane.